CGUGUCCUUCCCCGAUGGACGGUCGUGUGUUCCUGGCCGCUCUCCAUGGCGAGGAGGCUCCAAGGUCGCCGGUUUGCAGAAUUAAACCCGGUGUCGGUUCCGUCGUGUGCGUGUAGCUCAGUGGAGCUUCUUUCCCCACGUGGUGAGACAAAUUCAGCUUUUCAAGGGCGGGGGACACUCCGGAGCAGCAGCCCUGCCUUCGCUUCAGGUUUGCGCUCCCUCCAUCCCCGCUGACCGGGGCAGCAGCAGUAACAGCUACUGGGUCAUUCACUAGGCCCUGGUGUGGCACAGCCAACGCUUGUUGGAGCUAGGGCUUGAAGCGGGAACCGUAACAGACUCACCCUUCACCAUUAGGCCAGACACCAUUUCACUUCCACCUGACUUGCCAGAGUCUCACAGGUGAUUAUCUCGAUAAUGGUAAUAAUAAAAUGGCAAUCCAGCAAGCAGAUAAGCUGUUGAAGAAGCACAAAGAUCUUCAUUGUGCUAAGGUCUUAAAGGCAAUUGGUUUCCAGAGAACUGGUAAGCAAGAGGAGGCCUUCACCUUGGCACAGGAGGUGGCGGCCCUUGAACCCACAGAUGACAACUCGCUGCAGGCACUGACUAUUCUUUACCGGGAGAUGCAUCGGCCGGAGUUAGUUACAAAACUUUAUGAGGCAGCUGUGAAGAAAGUUCCCAAUAGUGAAGAAUAUCACUCACAUCUCUUCAUGGCCUAUGCCAGAGUGGGUGAAUACAAGAAGAUGCAACAGGCUGGCAUGGCUUUAUAUAAGAUCGUCCCCAAAAACCCUUACUAUUUUUGGUCUGUGAUGAGCUUAAUUAUGCAGUCUAUAUCAGCACAGGAUGAAAAUCUUUCAAAAACUAUGUUUCUGCCCCUUGCUGAGAGAAUGGUAGAAAAAAUGGUGAAAGAGGACAAGAUAGAAGCGGAGGCUGAAGUUGAGCUUUAUUAUAUGAUCCUGGAACGGUUGGGAAAGUACCAGGAAGCCUUGGAUGUCAUCAGAGGAAAAUUAGGAGAGAAGUUGACCAGUGAGAUUCAAAGUCGGGAAAAUAAGUGCAUGGCCAUGUACAAGAAGCUGAGCAGGUGGCCAGAGUGCAAUGCCCUGUCCCGCCGCCUCCUACUGAGAAACUCAGAUGACUGGCAGUUCUACAUGACUUACUUCGAUUCCGUCUUUCGACUGAUUGAAGAGGCCUGGACGCCUCCUGCUGAAGGUGAACACUCUUUGGAAGGAGAAGUACAUUAUUCUGCAGAAGAAGCUGUGAAGUUUAUAGAAGAUCGAAUAACAGAAGAAUCUAAAAGUUCUCGCCAUCUCCGAGGCCCACAUCUAGCUAAAUUGGAGCUGAUCAGGCGCUUACGCUGUCAGGGUUUUAAUGAUGAGUACCAACUGGGUGAUCCAGAAGAGUUAAUGUUCCAGUAUUUUAAAAAGUUUGGGGAUAAGCCUUGUUGUUUUACAGACCUCAAGGUAUUUGUUGACCUUCUGCCUGCUACACAGUGCACAAAAUUUAUUAAUCAGUUACUUGGAGUUGUUCCUUUGUCAACACCAGCAGAGGAUAAGCUGGCACUGCCUGCUGACAUCAGAGCUCUGCAGCAGCAUUUGUGUGUGGUACAGCUGACGAGGUUACUUGGCUUGUACCACACAAUGGAUAAAAAGCAGAAAUUGACUGUGGUCAGAGAAUUGAUGUUAAGGUAUCAACAUGGACUGGAAUUUGGGAAGUCCUGUUUGAAAACUGAAUUGCAAUUCUCAGACUAUUACUGUCUCCUUGCUGUCCAUGUGCUUAUUGAUAUAUGGAGGGAAACAGGUGAUGAGACUGCUGUUUGGCAGGCCCUGACUUUGUUGGAAGAGGGACUGACCCACAGCCCAUCCAAUGCUCAAUUCAAAUUGCUGCUUGUUCGAAUCUACUGUAUGCUUGGGGCAUUUGAACCAGUGGUGGAUCUGUACUCCAGCCUUGAUGCUAAGCAUAUCCAGCAUGAUACUAUUGGUUAUCUUUUGACUCGAUACGCUGAAUCCUUAGGUCAGUAUGCUGCUGCAUCCCAGUCCUGUAACUUUGCACUCAGGUUUUUCCACUCCAACCAGAAAGAUACCUCAGAAUAUAUCAUUCAAGCUUACAAAUAUGGUGCAUUUGAGAAGAUUCCAGAGUUCAUCGCUUUUAGGAACAGACUGAAUAAUUCUCUUCAUUUUGCACAAGUUCGGACAGAACGGAUGUUGUUAGACCUUCUACUUGAAGCAAAUAUAUCAACUAGCUUAGCAGAAAGUAUAAAGUCAAUGAAUCUUCGGCCAGAGGAAGAUGACAUUCCAUGGGAAGCUUUGCGAGACAACAGAGACCUAAACGUUUUCUUCAGCUGGGAUCCAAAAGAUAGGGAUGUUUCUGAAGAACAUAAGAAGCUUUCCUUAGAGGAGGAGACCAUGUGGUUAAGAAUCCGUUCCUUAACAUUGAGGCUGAUCAGUGGACUUCCAAGUCUUAACCACCCUGUGGAACCAAAGAACUCAGAGAAGACCACUGAAAAUGGUGUAUCCUCCCGGAUUGAUAUUCUUCGUUUGCUCCUUCAACAGUUGGAAGUGACCCUGGAGGAGGGAAAGCGAUUUAUUGAGAAGGAAAUUCAGUAUCCUUUCCUUGGUCCUGUACCUACAAGAAUGGCUGCAUUUUUAAAUUCUGGUUGUUCUCAUUGUCAGAUCAGCUCUUUUUAUCUUCUUAGUGAUAUUUAUGAGCUGGAUACCAGUGGUUUAGAGGAUACAGUGGAGAUCCAGGAGCGCAUAGAGAAUAGUCUUAAGUCUUUAUUAGAACAAUUAAAAGAUGUCUUCUAUAAAUGUAAAGGUGACCUCUUAGAAGUUAAAGAUGGUAAUUUGAAAACACAUCCUAGUCUUUUAGAAAAUCUAGUCUUCUUUGUUGAGACUAUUUCUAUUAUCCUUUGGGUGUCCAGUUACUGUGAGAAUGUUCUGCGGCCAUAUAAAUUAAAUUUACAGAAAAAGAAAAAGAAGAAAAAAGAGACAAGCAUCAUCAUGCCACCUGUCUUUACCAGUUUCCAAGACUAUGUUACUGGGCUUCAGACCUUGAUUUCCAAUGUUGUGGAUCACAUUAAAGGGCUUGAAGCACAUCUAAUUGCACUUAAACUUGAAGAACUUAUUAUAGAAGACACUUCUCUCUCAUUGGAAGAGAGAAAAUAUUCAAAGACUGUGCAAGGGAAGGUGCAGAGUAGUUAUCUGCACUCACUUCUGGAAAUUGGGGAGCUGCUGAAAAAAAGACUUGAGACCACAAAGAAACUAAAAAUUUAAGGAAGUGUGAACCACAGGCACUGAUGACUCUGCAACAGAAAAUGACAUCAUCUUCCCGGGCAGAAACUACACCUGGUUGACCAUCAUUUUAAUCCAGAACUUCCUCAUAAAAUGCAUGAAGGACUUUGAUUGUGAAUUAAUUUUUUAGGUAUUAAAUGUAUACACUGAUUAAAUUAUUGUACAUAAAACAGAAGCAGGACCCUCAUCUGGGUUUGACCACUUUUUAUACAUGUUCAUAUGCAAAUGGCAGCCGCAAGAGAAAUCCACCUUUCUUCUUCCCUCCCAUCACCAGAAACUUCUGGUGGAUGUAUCCUGUAAAAGCAGCAAUAGAAAUUAAGCAUAAAGCCUUGACCUCAGAGCCAUGAACGACCCUGUCAUUAGAGCAGGUGGCAUUUCGGUUUGGUCCUUGAGCUUUGAAAGCAGAAGUAGUGGGUGCCUUGGCUGGGAACCCCUUCCUUCCCACCUUUGAGGCUUCCUCAGCUGUUGACUCCCACAGAAGCCAAGUAUCCACAGGGUCUCAGAUGCAGUUUGGCACAAGCUCCUGCCCGUGAAGGGUGUCACACAAGUGAUGACAGGCGCUCUUUAUUUGGCCCUUAGUCCUGAUGGCCAGCACAUCUCACCCCAGCUCCUGUGUGCGUCCCAUCACAGACGGCUGCUAACUGAACAGCGUGUCGGAGGGGAGAGCAGUGCGGGUCACUUACAGCCUGCCGGGGCUAGCUUGCUGUCUUUCAUCCGUGUGCAAAAGAUGGGAAUCACUGUUUUAAAGAGAGGUGUACAUAUUUUAUGCAGGCAAGUCUAAUACUAAUGUCAUUGGUUUUGUGAGCUAUAUAUAUAUUAUAUAUGUAUAUGCUUUGACGUGUGUGUGUGUGUGUCACGCACACACACACACACUCAAAAAUAAGUACUUUAGUGUUUUCUUAAGGGGUCUUGGGAAGGAAGGAAUGUAUAUUAUGGACUUAACUUGUCUUAAGUUUUGAGGCUGGCAAAAAUAUUAUCUGUUGAGACUGUUUACUUUCUUUGAGCUUGAGAAUGACAUCAAGAUGGCGUUUAUAUUGUUCAUCUGGAGCUCCCCAAAACUACAGCUUCAGAGGUUGGUCUGACGAAAGUUAAACAUUGCUCUUGAAAAUGUUACUACGGUUUAUACAAUGGCUUUGAUAACUUUUUGUGUUUAAAUCUGUUCAUCUGUUUUUGGUCUUUUGUUACCCAAAUACUGUUAAAGUUGGUAAUUCUGUAAGAGCAAAGACAUGAAUUUUGAUGAGGCAUCUCAAGCACCUGCUGUGGGAUUGGUUUUGACUUUAAAGUUCUUUCCAACUAACCUUUACAGUGAAAUGUGAUACUUUUUUCUUUUAAAAAUGAGAGCUUGGAAAAUCUCUGUAUACAAAACAGCUGCAUUGUGUCCUCUCAUCUUGACAUUCUUAGACUCACAGUUUCAUAGGGUGAUGAAUAACUGUUCAAACUUGAAAGAAAUUUUUAAGAAAAAUACUACGUUACCUGUUCAAAAUAAGAUUUGUUGGAAAUCCCAGUUCAAGUAAUUAAAAAGUCAUUUUUUAUGUAAAUUAGUAGCCACAGCGGUUAAAACCCGUCCCAAAAGGAAAAACUGCCUUGACAAGAUGAAUUGAAAAUUCUGAUUCUGAACAUAAUUUAAUGACAACCUAUCAUUUCAUAAAACUAUGGUCCAUUUUGAUGGAGCUUUGUGUGUUUGUGGCAUGUGUUCUUAAAAUGACGUUUCUUUGAAUGUCCAAAAAUACUGUAUAUAGAAUUAGACAUGCUCUUUGAAACAAGUCUUAUCAACUGACCUUGGUAAUUCAGCACCUGUAUUCCGCGGGUUAGCCUUGCCCUCAGGGACAACACAAGACUCCAGUGCUCUCCUGGAUAGUCUUGUAUAGGGGCUUCUUGGACCUCCACUGGUUUUAGUGACAAAUAAUGUUUCCUCUGGUACUUGCUGACUUUCCUACUAAAUGUAGCAUUUCAGUUAGAUCCAACCUCUUGACAUUUUGAGGUAAUUGUUAAAAAAAAUUAUGCAGAAAUGGCCAAUCUCUUUUACUGAUCUGUUCUUUUGGACAUUGUUAGGCACUAUAAAUUGUGUGUACAGUUAAAUAUAUAUAUAUAUAUUUAUAUAUAUAUACAUAGUUAUAUAUAUAUAUAGAGGUAUAUAUAUAUAUGUGUGUGUGUAUAUAUAUAUAUACACUCUUAAGAGAAAAAUCACCCUCUCUAGCAGUUGUAUAUCAUUGGUAUUUGAAGAGAAUUCCCAAAUAACCCAUUGCUGCUGCUGCUGUUUCAGUUUUUGUGGGUUUUUUGUUUGUUUGUUUUUGUGUGAUUGAUAUUUAAAAAACAGAAAUGAGGAAAAAAAACCACGACUGACUACUGUUUACAGACUGAAAAAUUAACUGCUUUUUAUACUACUGAGAUCCUAAGUUAAGAUACUCCAAAGCAAACAUUUGGUGGUUUAUCUGAUGUGGAUAAAGGUAGAUAAAUUUUUAGUGUUCUCCACAUAAUGGAAAAUGUACAAAUGCAUAGCUGUUUCACCCAUCUAUUUUGUAUAUUUUCAUAAUUUUAAUUGUUCAAAAUUGCAUUAUAUUUUGCAAUCACUGUUGGAUCUGGAUUGUCUUUCAUUUUAACUUUUAUAAAAGGGGGUUUCAAUGUUA
Condylura cristata (star-nosed mole) is the source of this 5908-nucleotide messenger RNA. RefSeq names its product N(alpha)-acetyltransferase 25, NatB auxiliary subunit (gene NAA25). Gene Ontology annotation, molecular function: protein-N-terminal amino-acid acetyltransferase activity; protein binding. Gene Ontology annotation, biological process: N-terminal peptidyl-methionine acetylation. Gene Ontology annotation, cellular component: NatB complex; cytoplasm. The transcript is spliced from 25 exons. The coding region runs from base 429 to 3263 and encodes 944 amino acids. The record is from RefSeq and is a predicted model, not a curated record. NCBI's taxonomy places the organism in Eukaryota, Metazoa, Chordata, Mammalia, Eulipotyphla, Talpidae.